Messenger RNA from Kwoniella shivajii, 795 nucleotides. RefSeq lists its product as uncharacterized. Gene Ontology annotation, molecular function: oxidoreductase activity. The record is from RefSeq and is a predicted model, not a curated record. Lineage: Eukaryota; Fungi; Basidiomycota; Tremellomycetes; Tremellales; Cryptococcaceae. Bases 1 to 795 code for a protein of 264 amino acids. The transcript has 9 exons. Gene Ontology annotation, cellular component: cytosol.
AUGUCCGUUUUCAAUACUGAUAGACUAGUGGGAAAGACCGUUUUGAUCACAGGCGCAUCAGCCGGUAUCGGAGCAGCAACUUCGGUUCUUUUCGCCAAGACAGGUGCCAAUUUAGUUCUCGUAGCUAGAAGAGCGGAGAAUCUCAAAGCUGUUAAGGCGAAAGCCGAAGAAGCUUACAAGGCAGUUGGAAAACAAGGAAAAGUUAUCCUUAUCGAAGCUGAUGUCCAGAAAUUUGCGGAUCUGGAUGUCAUUCCUGAGAAAGUCAAGAAUGAGGGUCUGGAGGUUGAUAUCCUCGUCAACAACGCCGGUAUGGUCAAAGGUACCGAGCACGUUGGUGCCGACGCCGACAUCACUCAAAUGUUCGACACCAACGUCCUCGGUUUGAUCCAUUUAACUCAAAUAUUUGUAAAGCAAUUCAAAGCCAAACAAGCCGGUACAAUCAUCAACCUCGGUUCAAUUGCUGGUCGAGAGGCUUAUGCUGGAGGAUCAAUUUACUGUGCUACAAAACACGCUCUUUCAGCAUUCAACGGAGCUUUACUCCGUGAACUCGUCAAUACCCCUAUCAGAGUCAUCGAAAUUCAACCUGGUAUGGUAGAAACUGAAUUCUCAGUAGUAAGAUUUAGAGGAGACAAAGAAAAAGCAGACAGCGUUUAUAAAGGAUUACAACCUUUGGUAGCGGAGGAUAUCGCUGAGGAGAUAGUUUGGACCGCUUCAAGACCUCCUCACGUCAACAUUGCUCAGUUAUUCGUGCUCCCUGUUAAUCAAGCGACUCCUACACUCAAUUACAAGAAAUAA